Messenger RNA from Lucilia sericata (common green bottle fly), 1114 nucleotides. Its product is annotated as lectin subunit alpha-like. The record is from RefSeq and is a predicted model, not a curated record. The coding region runs from base 33 to 977 and encodes 314 amino acids. The transcript has 2 exons. NCBI's taxonomy places the organism in Eukaryota, Metazoa, Arthropoda, Insecta, Diptera, Calliphoridae.
GUUUAUAAUCAACGUAAGAAGAAACAAGUAAAAUGUCUAAGGCGUUCUUCUUUAUAGUGAUCGUAAAGCUCUUAAUUUUGAAUAUUAUUCGAGCAUCUGCCCUAGGCAAUCUAUAUACCUCAGAUGCGAAUAAAACGUAUUAUAUAGAUUUUGAACGCAAGUACUCCUGGUUUGAGGGUCAAAUUUAUUGCACACAAAUGAAUAUGACUUUGGUAGAGAUAAAGACGAAAACAAAAUCCCAGGAGUUGUAUUCGUUGAUUGAAAAAGUCCAAGAACAAAAUAAUAUUGAAGGAGAUUUUAUUUGGAUUGGCGGUAUUCUAAAUCGUUUUCCGACUAAACAAUUCGUAUGGCUAUCAACGGGUGAAGAUUUUACGUACACCAAUUGGUAUGAUAAUAAUCCGGAUUUCUUUUACGAUAAUGAAUUUUGUGUUGAAUUGGUGAGGGUCGAAAACUGGAGAUGGAAUGAUGAUUCCUGUAUAACAAGAGGUGGUUUUAUAUGUGAAUGUAAAGAAGAAGAAAAUGAAAUUCAGCAAGAAACAAACAAACAAGAAGUGGACAAGCAAAAGUUAAAAAUACAAAAAGAAUUGCAGGAACAAAAAGACUUGCAACAAAGACAUCAAAAACAAUUACAACAAUCACAAGAACAUGUGGAGAAUUUAUUAAAAGAAAAUGAUAACUUGCAAAAGGAACUUAAAAAAUUGCAAGAAAAUUUGCAAAUUGAAAUAAAAAAGCAACAAAAUUUGCAGCAAAUUUUACAAAAACCGAAUAAUCAAUCGACAAACCCUUUUGAAACUUCACAAUUACAAAAUCACAUCAGCAAGGCAUUGAGACCAAGCAAAGAAUUCAAAGACAAUUCAAAUCAAUUGGUAAAAAGUGAAAUACCAAUUAAUGGUGGAAAUAAUAUUAUCGUAUAUUAUUCACCAUACUAUACGUUUUUUAAUAAUUCGAACUUUCACGAUUCUACAAAGCCUAAUUGACAUUAUAUUAUGUUACGUCAGAAGUAAAUAACACAAAUGUUUCGAAUAAAUAAAAUUAAUAUUGUAAAACCUUAUAGGAUUUAAGAUCUUAUCAAUAAAAAGUAAUGGUCUGAACCAUAGUUCAGAGGUUUAAAAAA